This is a messenger RNA of Triticum turgidum subsp. durum (durum wheat), 870 nucleotides long. NCBI's taxonomy places the organism in Eukaryota, Viridiplantae, Streptophyta, Magnoliopsida, Poales, Poaceae. The record is from the annotation of a GenBank genome assembly.
AUGGCAGCAUACAUGGAAGGAGUGGAGAUUAAGUUCAAGAACCUGCAGCUCUGUGAAGCGGAAAAGAAAGGGAUCAGGAUUGGUAGGAAGCAAGCAUGCUCCUCUCAGGUGAGUAAGAUUCAGGCAGUAGGCAAGCUAUUUGCAGAGAGGCCUGCUAGGGCUGAACAUGUGGGAAGAACUCUAGGGGGAGUCUGGAGCCCAUUGUUUGGGGUGGAUUGCAAAGACUUGGGUAGGAAUAGAUUUCUAUUUAUUUUCCAACAAAAGGCUGAUAAGGAAAAGGCACUAGAUGUUGGACCAUGGAGAUUUAACAAUGACCUAUUGGUGAUGGAAGAUUUUGUGCCAAGUAGAACCAUAGAUGAAUAUGAAUUCAAGACAAUACCUAUUUGGGUUAGAGCUUACGGCAUCCCAAUUGGAAUGAUGAACAGAGAGACAGGAGACUUAGUAGGAGAACAAAUUGGAGAAGUUAUUGAUGUAGACCCAGAUGUUAAUGGUGAUUCAAUGGGGGCAUUUAUGCGGAUCAAAGUUAAAUUAGAUAUCACUAUCCCAAUUAUGAGAUUUAUAACAACGUUCACUGAAGAUGAGGUAGAACAAGAACAGAAAGAUGAAAUGAUUCUUUUGGGAGAUGAUGAAAUGAAAGAAAUAAGAAAUGAGAAGAAAGAAGGGGAGGAAAAGAUUGUCUCAUUCACAUACGAGUAUCUUCCCGACUUCUGUUAUAGUUGUGGAAUUAUUGGACAUACUGAAAAAUCGUGCCGAACUAGAUCUAGAAGAACGGGGUCUAGGCAAUUUGGAUCAUGGCUGCGUGCAAAUAUGUACAAGGGGAUCUCAAGCGAAGAAAGAAGUAGGGCUCCAAAUAAUAAAGGAAAAUUCUAG